Molecule: messenger RNA, 1587 nt
Organism: Sclerotinia trifoliorum
Lineage: Eukaryota; Fungi; Ascomycota; Leotiomycetes; Helotiales; Sclerotiniaceae
Source: the annotation of a GenBank genome assembly
GGAAUAACCUAAUUGUCAGAUUAUAAUGGAUGGGUAUAGGUAUAGGCAGCACAUGGUAUUGAGGGGCCCGGGUUAUUGGGUGGUUCGGAGAAAGCUAGAAAGUCUCGAAUGACGAAUUUUGUAGUGCAGAUGCUUAGCUAUAGGCGGGCGGGUGGUUGUUGAUUUAGUAGAGCUUGAGGUAGGUAGGUACAUAGGUAGGUAUUCUUUUGGGUGCAGGGUUUGUCGUACACAGCCUUUUUUAUUUUAUUUCUCUUGCGAUUGCUUCGAUGUUUUGUUAUUGUUGAUUGAUCUUCUAAUAUAUUUAGAUCUUUGUUUAUUUUCUUCUUUUGAGGUGUUCGUUAAAGUUCCAUUCUUUUUCUUAUCGUCGGACAGGUAUUCAUAGAUGUAUAUCAGUUGUUGAUCAUAGAUAUCAUGGCGACUGAACAUCCUUAUGCUCCUUGGAGGAGAUUGAUCUUGGUACCUUGCUGGAUCAUCCAAGUUCUGCUUUCAGGCUUUACUUUGGUCAUUAAUGCUGUUGCUGUUGCUCAGUUUAUGCGCGAUGAUUCCGGUGAUGAUGAUGAUUAUAACGGUGAUUUUAAAACGAGUUUUGGGUAAAUAUAUCUUUCUUAAAGGUGUUUUCUGGCAUGAGUGCUGACGAAAUUUGACAGUAUCGCAUGGUUUUACAUUGUAUUCUCCAGCGUAUACAUCAUCCUUACUAUCACAGAAAUUAUCCUCAUGUUGAGACAUAAAUUAAAGCCCAUUAUGUUUCUCAAUAUGAAUAUCCUCAAAAGUACAAGUUCGACAAUCUUAUUCAUCAUCAGCUGUUGGAACGCCUUCGGUAUUUUCAAGAAGAUAAUGCCUAGUUUCGUGGGCUUAAUUAUCCAUAUCAUAUUACUGUAUGCCGAAUUUCCCAUUCACGAGCCUAUAUACCAAGCACAUGCUAACCAAUCCUCCACAGACUCGCUUUCUACAUUCCCCUAACACAUGGCUCCCUGAUCAUGCGCCGCAACCUGAAAGCUGCAAAAUACGAACCCGUGGACCCCAAACACGCCAGUUACGAUUCCACUACCGAGCCAUUCCCAGAUACAUUCCCAGAUACAUUCCCCCAAAUCUACAAAGCCUUUACUACCGUUGUGGAAAUCACCGAUCUCGAAGCGAAUAAUCAAACCCCUGAGCGCCCUCGACGACUCAGUUACAAUCAUACGAGAGACACCAGAUUCGACUCAUAUAAACAAACUCGAAGGAGUUUCUCGGAUCCAAGUGUUAUGCGGAGUAUGGCUGCCAGUCCCCCGGGAUUUGGUGCUUUGACCCCUGUUAGUCGGAGUAGGAGUGGUACGUGGAGUUUGCCGAUACCGCAGGUAGUGGUAAAUGAUUAUGAUGCGCCUUCAGAGACAAAUGCGAGGCCUGAAUUGAGAUAAAAAGUGUUUUUGGUGGGCGGCGUUUGGGAACAUUCCGGGUAUAAAUUUUUGCGUCAGCGGGUUCGGUCUACGGUUUUGGGAUCUAUCUUGCUUUUAUGUAUAUAUUGUAUGGAUGCAUCUGGGGAAAGAUAUCAGCCUUUUCUUGUGAUACCAUUCAGGUUAAUAGAGUGACUAUGGAUUACCAUGCUUU